UCUACUUGCGCUAUUGUUUCUCUAUGGUAUUAUCGUAUAGCUCAUUUUUAUCAUACUAUAUUUAUUUUGAAAUAUUUUUUCUUGUACCUAGCUGGUCAAAAAUCCAUAAUAGAAUCAGCUACUCUUAUCAUGAUGGUAUUUCCCUCGAUUUUUUCAUGAAUUUGUAAGGAAAUUUCAGUUACAAAUUUAUUUCAUCUAUCAUUCAAUAAUCAUUAUUGUUUAGUCUAAUAAGCUCUUUGGAGUUCUUAAGUGGAGUUCUUGAAUUCUGUGUUCACGGUUUUAAUUCUAUUUUCUCCAUUUACCUGAUUAAUCUGCUCUCAAUUUAUUAAAAAAAUGUUGCUGAAACUUUACUUUGAAAAUAGUUUUUGUGGGUGCUCUCUAAAGGCAGGCACUUUGUUUAUUGGAUGGCUCUAUUUUAUUCUGUGCCUCGUUCCCAGUUUGGUAUUCAUAUUAAUUGGUACAAUACAAAUUCACAAAUUUCUGGAAAUCUACUUUGAAAACCAACGGUUAAUUGAAACUGCAACAACAAAGUAUGAUAAUUUUGAAUCAGCAACAUUCCACUAUUGACCUAGAGCAAGAAACUCUGAAAGUUUCACAGAAUCUUAUAGAAAAAUGUAUGAAUUGGAAGGAGACUCUUAUAAUAGAAAGCAUAUAGAUGAUGAAUCCGUUGAUGACCGUCUUGAAUCAUCAUCAAUGAAACCUGAGGAUGAAGAUAAUGAUGAUUCUCUCACAUAUAAGAGGAUUUCAGACACGGAUCCAAAUAAAAGAUUCGAAUACAUUAUUGGUGGAGUGAUUAUAGGUGUUCAAGAAGGUGCCUUUCUCUACUCAGUGAUACUUGGUUUAUUAUUUGGAUUUGGAGCUAAUUUCAACCUUUUUCUGUUGAUUGGUGCUUAUUUUGACAUUUCGCUGCCCAUUGUGAUCUGGUUGGCUGGUCAGACAUUGUUUCUACUAUUUGUUGAUUUGAGUCUACUAGCAGCGGCCUUCUAUUCAGCUAAUAUCUUCCUUAUACAGUCAUUGAAAUUCGGUUUCAACUUGUAUUGUCUACUUGUUGUGAGAAGUCAUCUUCACUUCUUAAACCAAAGUGUGAAGUCGAAAUCUAUCCAGGCUGUCUAAGUCCUUUAAAUAAUACCAUAUAGUGAGGUCCACAUUAUAAUGGCAGGGUUUGAUUAGCAAUUGUAUUGUUAUCCUUGUCUAUCAUCCAACAAAGUGGAUAGAGCUAUGAGGGAAAAAUAAACACAAAUCCCAGACUGUGUCUGUUAGUUGUCAAUAAAUCAUACUAUACACAGCAUCAUAUGCCAUGCCAUUUGUCGUUCGAGUCUAGAGUCAUUACAUGACAUAUCUAUCUCUUUCUCGCUUUGUUCUGUUGCCAGAUCGUCUUUUAACAAUGCAGAGUUGAUAAUUGAUCAACAAA
Messenger RNA from Nilaparvata lugens (brown planthopper), 1411 nucleotides. RefSeq lists its product as uncharacterized. The transcript has 6 exons. Lineage: Eukaryota; Metazoa; Arthropoda; Insecta; Hemiptera; Delphacidae. Bases 613 to 1113 code for a protein of 166 amino acids. The record is from RefSeq and is a predicted model, not a curated record.